Molecule: messenger RNA, 1904 nt
Organism: Spodoptera exigua (beet armyworm)
Lineage: Eukaryota; Metazoa; Arthropoda; Insecta; Lepidoptera; Noctuidae
Source: the annotation of a GenBank genome assembly
CGCCCACCUACCAGAUGGUCUGCAAGGCGUGGAAUAGUGUGUGAGCGCCAUUUCUUCCUGCAGCAGGCCCUCUAUACGUGUGAUAAAGGCACUACAAGACCCAGGCCAGGAAAUAGCUAGCUGGGGUACCAGUGUAGAGCAGUUGAAUGACAACAGGAAGAUAAUAACACAGCCGCGAGUGAUAUCGGAAGACACGAGCGACAUUGGAGCACCGCGGAACUCAUGUCGCCGGGUACGAGCUGCGCACUGCGGGCGCGGGCCGCAUUGCUGAGCGAUUAGUGCACGCGGCGCUCUCCGCGUCAGCGCCGCGUAAACAAUCGUCGCGCUACAUAUACAAACAAACAUACAGCGCUCGUCAUCGCCCCUAUACAGCAGGUUGCCGUUUAUUGCGGCCGACGCAGCUUUUACUUUUAAUACCAUACCAAGCUUAACUUGUAACCAUUGUAGACAAACUGAAUCACGACAUACAUCUUAUUAACACCAAACACGUUUCAUGUCAAUUACACUUGUACCGUUCCAGUUGUAUAACAACAUUAAAAGGCUAGACGCAAGUGUACAAUCAGAGUUCGUCUGUGUUCUCACAGGCACAGAAACGGAAAACAUACGGAAAUAAUAGCAUGAGUUUAGGAGAAUUAGCGGCGUUUGCGACAAGUCGUUCAGUAUUGAGGCAGGUGUUUGGUAAAUACGGGCGCGGCGCGGCGGAGCACCCUGUGCACGCGAUAGCGGCGCAUUGUUGGCGCGGGUAUAAACGCGGCGCGCGCGCUGUCUCGCCACCAGUCGCAGCCGCGCCUUCAUUCGACAUGAUCGCCUUCAAGAACACUAUCGUCUAUUUCCUGCUCUUCUCCGUAGCCGUGCUCGGUAAGCACAAAAAGAUGAAACCCAAGAAGUUCGUUUCGCCCACCACCAAAGGCAUCCAGUGCUACAACUGCCUGUCGUUCGACCACCCCGGCUGCUGGGACCCCGACCACCCCGACUACGCCAACAUCACGGUGCCCAACAUCGACUGCUACAUCCCCGGCAUGGCGUUCCUGUGCAUCGUCAUCACGUCCGAGUCCGCCAAGCUGGUGGAGACGGGCCAGGAGAUAGGGCCGGUGCGCGCGCGCACGUGCGUGCCCGCCAAGGACUUCUCCAAGAAGACGGUGUCGUACUCGAUGUGCAGCAAGCUCAGCAAGGAGCUGUCGGCGUCCGAGAUAUUCUCGCGUAUCGCAGUCAGCCGGCCGCAGUGCACGCUGUGCAAGAAGCACCUGUGCACGGACGCCUCGCACUGCUAGCGCCGCCGAGCGCCCGUACAAUGGGAGAUGUUGCGCAAUGUGUUUAUUCGACUACCGAAGCAGUUUCCAUUCUAAGAAAUGCAAAAACGUAUAGUACUUUGUAGUUUGAAACUAACACAUCUUAUUGAACUAAUCGGAGUUGUUGAGGCGAGAGACGCGCGUUUCGUUUGUUUUUUAUAUUUCAAUUAUUUUAAUAAACUUUUUAGAUUACCUAAUGUUUGUUUUGAUUGUCUGAAUGCGUCAGCCGGAGCAUCGAGUCACGCCCUGGAAUGGUUGCCGUCAUACAAACAAUGCGAUUGUUUGCGAUUGUUAUUUAUGUAACGGAUCAUAUAUUUGUAAACACGAAUGCGAUUCGAUUACCUUCUCGAGCAUGUGGUACACGUCGGCGAGGUCGACGCCGGGGUAAGGCGACAUGCCGUACGUGGCGAUCUCCCAGAGCAGGAUGCCGAAGGCCCACACGUCGGACUUGGUGCUGAAGGUGUUGUAGGCGAGCCCCUCGGGCGCCGUCCACUUGAUGGGGAACUUGGCGCCGGCGUGCGCAGUGUACGUGUCGUCGCGCAUCAGCCGCGCCAGCCCGAAGUCCGCCACCUUCACCAGGUGGUUCUCGCCCACCAGGCAAUUGCGCGCCGCCAG